AUGGAAAGAGUAAUUGAAGUAAUCAUCCGAUCACAAAUCAGUAUUGACAGCAUGAAGUUUGCCUUUAUGCCAGGUAGAAGUACCACGGAUGCAAUCUUUGUUCUACGACAGUUGCACGAAAAGCAUAUUACAAAGCAUAAAGAUCUGUUUUUUGCUUUUGUUGACCUCGAAAAAGCAUUUGGUCCUGUUCCCAGAAAGGUUGUCUGUUGGGGUGCACCAAAGGUUCGUUACGAAGUUCACUUCUUUCUUCUUUUCAUUAUUGUCUUAGAGGCGUCGUCUCAAGAGUACCACCUUGGCUGUCCAUGGGAACUUCUGUAUGCUGAUGACCUUGUCAUCUCUGCAAAUUCUAUCGUAGAGAUUACAGAACGAUUAAAACUCCGGAAAGAUAAUCUAGAAGAGAAAGGACUACGUGUCAAUAUGAAAAAGACAAAAAUUAUGCACAGUCAGUGUGAGGCAUCAAAGUCAACUGACUCAAGUAAAUGGCCAUGUGGUGUUUGCUCUUGCUCUAAAGGAGUUGGGAGUAAUUCAAUCUUAUGCUCACAAUGCAAUCAAUGGAUCCAUAAAAGAUGCACUAACCUAAAAGGCAGAUUAAGAGCGGAUCCGGAUUUCCUCAGUGGUGCACUUGUUACUUCAAUUGAUAACCAAGCCACAUCGAUUAAAGUUGGAGAUAACGAUAUUGAGGUUGUGCAGAGUUUUUGCUACUUAGGUGACACGAUCAGUAAGCGUGGUGAUUGCUUCGAUGCUACUACGGCCAGAAUAAGGUUGAGAUGGUUUGGGCACUUACAUCGCAUGCCAAAUGAGCUCUGGCCAAAGAUGGUUCUGUCUUUUGAAGUUGCUGGAAGUGUGCCACGUGGAAGACCAAGGAAGCAAUGGAAAGAAAACAUAAAUAAAGACCUUGCUUCAAAAAAUUUGAAAAUAGACGAUGUCUUUGAUCGCAAAAAGUGGGAAAGGUGCAUAAAUCCAGGAAGUUUGGAUCCUGGAAAGCAAUGUGCAACCCUCGUUGAAAGGGAUUAA
Molecule: messenger RNA, 1014 nt
Organism: Hydractinia symbiolongicarpus
Lineage: Eukaryota; Metazoa; Cnidaria; Hydrozoa; Anthoathecata; Hydractiniidae
Exons: 3
Coding region: 1-1014 (337 amino acids)
Source: RefSeq, a predicted model, not a curated record